AUUGCUGUUGCCGCUACUCACGGAGCAUCCUCUCAGGCUGCUGAGGUACCGGUUUAAAUUGGGACUUGUUUAUUUGCUAAAAUGGCCUUAUCUAAACCUGAUGACUUGACUUUAGAUGACUGCCAGUGUCUCCUUUGUAUGGAAUUUCUCAUCGAGCCCAUAACUCUGCCUUGUAACCACACAGUGUGUAAGUCAUGCUUUAAGGCCCUUCUCCGAAAAACAUUUUUAUCGUGCCCCUUCUGCCGCACCCGGGUCUCUUCAUGGGCUCGGUACCAUACUCAUAUAAGUAGUCUUAUCAAUAAGGAACUGUGGGAAAGAAUUCAAGCUCAGUAUCCAGAGGAAUGCAGUCGUAGGAGCCCUGAGGAGGACAAGUCAUGUUUAGUCUUCUAUGAGGAUCCGCCGCCAGUUCGAGUAAUAAGUAAUCCCGGGGAAUUGAGGAAAGAAUAUGAAGAGGAGAUGAUCAGGCUGGAGGCUGAGCGCCAGGCCACCGAGGAAAAACAAAACAGAGCUACUAAGAAAUACAUAAGGCAGUUAUUGGCAAAGGACAUGGAGGAGGAAAAAAUACGGGCAGAAAAGCGCAGACUGGAAGAACAAAAGCAAAGGGAGGAGGAAGAGGCUAAAAAACUCAGCACGGAUGAUAAAGCAACAUCCCCAAGAAAGAGAAAAAGGAAACAAAAACAUUGUGACAACGUCUCAAAAUUUUCCCUUCCUUGCUCUCAGCCUGAGUCAGCAUCACGGCAUGAUGCUGUGCAAGAUGGUAAGAAAACAUCUGUAAAAACUGACAGUGAUGGGAAGAGCACUGGCGGACAGGGAAAAAAAACUAAAACAGCUACAAAAGGUCCUGAGAUUCCAGACCAUGGUGCUAUAAGUUCCCAUUAUGCAUUGUGUUACGGCUGUGAUGAGAAAGAGGGCACUUCGGGAAAUGAGGCAGCAAAACCAAGCUGCUCUAAUCACAACUUGUAUGUACCACCUAAGAAUAUUAAAGCAGAAGCUACAGCUCACUCUCCUGCCGAAACAGAGAGUGGAAGCAGUGUAUCAGCCAUGACAGUGGAAAUUGGAAACGGCACAACUGAGGCAAAAGGUAAAAUGUCUCACUCUUCGAGCGGUAAACAUACUUCUAAAAGAAAGCAUGAGAAAUCUUCAUCUGAAGCAGCCAGUGAGCUUGACACUUACGACCUGCCCUCCAAAUCUUCCUCAGAUGAAGACGAAAUACAAGUCUUAAUUACCAAAAAGCUGAUAGAUUUGGAGAAUCUGUAUUUUGAGAAGCAUCAGCAAGAAGAACAAGAUAGACUAUUUGCAUUGGAGCUUCAAAAAGCAUUUGAUGAAGAAGGGAAGGAAAUGUGGGGUGAAAAGUUCCCAAAGAAAAAUCCAUACCACUACGAUUCCUCCCCUCCAGACACUUCAGCAAAAGGAGAGGGUUCCAAAGAUAAGGACAUCUGAAAGGGUCUCUUGAGAUCCUCCUGCCAGCCUUCUGAGUGCCGUAUUUACAGAUGUGCAUCACUACGUCAACCUGCAUUCAUCUUUAAUGGACCUUAUGAUUACAGAGAAUAGAAAUGUGGUUCUGUAAAACUCAAGUCAUAAGCAAGGGUGCCUAGCCUUCAUGCUAUUAAUGGUUAUUCUGUUGUUAGUAGGGGUGAUAACUACGUUUGAUAGUUCUUAUGGAUAUAAAAUGCCUUGGGAAUGCUAGACCUCUUGAAGUCUUUUAUCCCCAACUCACUAAU
Molecule: messenger RNA, 1721 nt
Organism: Peromyscus maniculatus bairdii (prairie deer mouse)
Lineage: Eukaryota; Metazoa; Chordata; Mammalia; Rodentia; Cricetidae
Source: RefSeq, a predicted model, not a curated record